This is a messenger RNA of Dipodomys spectabilis (banner-tailed kangaroo rat), 2472 nucleotides long. RefSeq names its product golgin subfamily A member 2-like. Gene Ontology annotation, biological process: spindle assembly; Golgi organization. The coding region runs from base 1 to 2472 and encodes 823 amino acids. Lineage: Eukaryota; Metazoa; Chordata; Mammalia; Rodentia; Heteromyidae. The transcript is spliced from 4 exons. Gene Ontology annotation, cellular component: Golgi apparatus; cis-Golgi network; Golgi cisterna membrane. The record is from RefSeq and is a predicted model, not a curated record.
AUGUCUAAGAAAACAAGUAGAAACCCAAGAGCUACCGACAAGAAGCUACUGCAUGAAUACCAGCAGACUAAUUGUCCUGGUGGACCUGCAGAAUCUAAGGAGAAGGACAAAACGAAAGCUGGAAGGAACCCCAAGGUAAACACCACUGGGGACUGCAUUUCAAUUGAGGGUGUGGUCAAAGAUCACAACGACCCUGAGCCUCCCCCACCUUUGGGCACAAGCAGAGCUACCAGCGUCAACAGCAUCACAGGCCCCCACAGCAUGGAAGACUUUGAAAAGCACUACCAAUGCCUGCUGCUGGCCCUGCAUGCCAGCCGAACACAGAACCAGCAGCUCUGCAGUGAGGUGCAACACCUGAAGCAGGAGAAGAAAGCCCUACAGGGUCAAUCGGGGAAAGAGAAGGAGGAGAUGAUGUUAGCUUCCGAAGAACACGAUUUACAAUCUGCCCUGGCCCACAUGCAGCAGGCAGCCGAAGAAAGAGCACUGGAACUGGAGCAGGUCACCAGCUACCUGGAGGCUGCCAAGAAGCAUGCAAUUGAGCUGGAGAUGAAACUCUGUGCAGUCUCCACCUCACAGGAGGAGACUAAGGACAACAACAUAGAGCUCACGAACACCCUGAACUGCAUGCAGCUGCAGCUCCAGGAAAAGGCCAGAAGUUACGAAGACCUGGAGGAAGAGAACGUGAAGCUGCAGGAGAGGCUGGAUGUGCUCCUGACACACAAGGCUGAUAUGAAGGUCAAGAUGCAAGAGUUGAAUGACAUGAAAGAACUGUUGACAGAAUUCAAGUUGGAGAGACACACCUUGGAGGAGGACUUGAAGGUGAAGAGCUCCCAGUGGAAUGAGAAGGUCCAGCAGCUCCUGGGACAAGUGAAACAACUGAGAGCAGAGGAGAAAGAAGAGCAGCUGACCGAGCUGCCACACGCCCAGCCUCCUGCGGGACCAUCUCAGGCUGAGGCCCAGGCCCUGCCUCUGCAGAAGGAGCUCAAGAACCUGGAAGAACAACUUCAGACCGCGGUUAAAGAAACCCAGAGCGUCGAUCUUCAGAACCUGGAGCAACAGCAGCAGCUGUGGCUACUGGAGAAGAACGCUGAGGUAUGGGAGGAGGAUGACCAGCAUCGGCUCAAGAUGCUGGAGACAAUGGAGAAGGAGCACGAGACCAUGCAAUGCUCACUGGUGGCACACAACCGAGAACUGCCAGCUCAGCUGGCCCAGCUGCAGGAGACCUGCCACAGGCUGAGCGCUGAGAAGGAGGAGCUUGCCAGCCUCCUGCACUCGGAGCAACAGGGGAAGAAACAUGCAGGAGAAGCUGCAGCAGCGAGAGGAGAAGAUGGAAGAGAGCUGCAUGAGCGGUACCUGGCCCAGCUGCAGGAGCUUAGAGCCACCUGUGAGCAGCACCUGGCUGCCAAUCAGCAGCUGAGCACGGAGAAGGAGGCCCUGCAGCAGCGCCUGCAGAGGCAGACCCAACUGCUGCAGCAGCUGCAGCAGGAGCAGGUGCAGAAUCAGCUGACGAUCCAGACCGUACCCCAAAAGUUACAGGCCACCCUGAGUUGCCUGGAAGCCACUCGACAGGAAAACAAGCAGCUGCGGGCCCAGCUGAGCUGCCUGGCCUUCCCUCGGGAAGGGGAAGCCGUGACCAAAGAAGAGGAGGGUGAGGAGGCCACUCCCGCUGCUGUGACUGUCCCAGCGGACGUCGACAACCCACAAACCAUGUGGGAUUUUUACCGUGUAGCCCCCUCAGUGGCUGAAUCAAAGAAGCUAAAGCUCAGCCAGCAGCUGCGGGAGCAACAGGCCCGCUGCAAGUGCCUGCACCACCUGACAGCCCACUGCCAGAAAAAGCUGAAGCGUCAGGGCCUCCUCCCCAAGAUCUGGAACCACGGCACAUCUGGGAAGAUAAAGCAGGACACACGGGUGCCGGAGAAGAAGCUGAAGAUCUGCUUCACCUACAACCUGCCUGUGCCUGACAAGCUGGACCACCAGCAUCAAGUGGAUGACCUCCAACGUCAGUGCAGCCAGCUGUCGGAACAGGUCAGCGCCAUGGAAGACUCCAUAGUCUUCUACAAGGAACAGCUGGAAGUCCUGGAUGAGCUCUAUCGGGAAAAAGAUGAGAGUGUCAACCAGCUGUCCCAGGACAAGAGGCAGAAGAAGCAAGAGCUGCAGGAGCUCCUGUUGCAUCUUGCAGGGAAAGACGUAGAGGGCCAGGACAAGACACUGGCAGCGGCCCACAGCCCUGCUACUGAGGCCAUGUCACCCCUGGCAGGCCCCAAGAUGGACAUUUCAGAGGAUCAGCAAGGUUUUGAAGACAACAUGACGCCUGCCCAAGUGGAAGCUGGUCCCCUGGAGAACCCCACGGCAGAGCAGAUGGGGCUGCCGCUGCCCUAUGUCCAGCACCACCAAGAACUUGCAGGCCUGCGUCCUGAGCCCUCCUACCCUGUCUUCUCCAGACUGACGCGAAUGUUGAACUUGCAGUAUUGA